Messenger RNA from Alternaria metachromatica, 2433 nucleotides. RefSeq lists its product as uncharacterized. Lineage: Eukaryota; Fungi; Ascomycota; Dothideomycetes; Pleosporales; Pleosporaceae. The coding region runs from base 1 to 2433 and encodes 810 amino acids. The transcript has a single exon. The record is from RefSeq and is a predicted model, not a curated record.
AUGUCUGCUACUAAUGCUACCACCGAUGCAUCCGAUGCCGUCACCGUUGACAGCACUAACACCAACACUCCUGUUGACGCCAAACAAGAAGCUCUCAAGAAAAUAGCUGCCGAGAAAGAGGCCAAGCGUAUUGAACAGGUUGCCGUACAGCGGCGGAAGUCCGAAAUGGCUAAGAACAAGGCUACGCAAGAGUUGGCAUCUAAGGGCAAGAACGCGAUCCUCAAAGCCCAAGCUAGCCGGCCUACACGUCGACCUGCGAAGAAGAACCGGAAGCCGCUUCCACCUCCUGUCAAUCGGACUCACGACAUUGAAGCAACAGUGGAGAAGACGAAAGCUAGCGCUGAAGAGAAACGUCUUGCUCCUCUGCGGAUAGUGCGCCCAAGCUACAGCUACAGCGACAUCGUCGAGCAGCGCGUUGUUGACGGCGUCGUUGAGCGCAUCAUUCAUACCAAACAUUCUGCGCAUGAGCCUUGCUCCGCCCACGUUCACGGCGACGGCAUUGAGCAGCGCAUGCCCGACAGCGUCCCUGAACCUGCCUUCCAGUCCACCGAUGCGCCCAAGACUGCCCAGUCUGACACCGACGUUGAGUCAGAUAAGGUCACGGAACCUGAUACUGAGUCAGACGAAGACGCUCCCCAAUUAGUUCAAGAGCUUGCCUCUCCUGAGCAGGUCACUGAAGACAAUGACGACUCCUCCGAAGCUGCUGGCAUUACUGCACUACCCCACAUCUAUGUCACUGCUCCGACAGAUGAUGCGGAUGAGGAGCCUUCGAUGACUGAAGAUCUGGCUGAGGCAACUGACACGUCGUCCGAGCCGACCAAGGUGACUGGCGAUGAAAAGUCGACUUGUAGCCCUUCGGCGAUUCUGUCGAUGCCCAACUCGGCUCUUUACCCUUCGCGCCUAUCCCGCGACGAAGAAGCUAAGUUGGUCGCCAUGCACGUUACUCCCAUUGUACUGCCGGUCGCUGAAGCCAAGCAGCAGAAGCUUAGCAAGGCUCAGAAGAAGGCCGCUAAGACAUCUGAGGCACCUAAGGAGAUGGCCACGACGAAGUCCGAUGUGGUUCAAAAGCUUCCCGAGCCCGACUCUACGGAGACUGCGAUGGAUACUGUCGACCCAAUUGUCAUAGCAGAAGAACACACAUACGUCGCGACACUUCUUGCGAGGCCCAAUGGCUCUGGUGUGGCCACAGAGUCUCGUGAUCUCCAUGGAAGGCUAGUUGCGCUUCAUGUCGCUCCUCUCCUGCUGCCGGUUACUGCACCCAAGCAGCAGAAGACCAACCGGAAAGCUACCAAAGCCGACCUCCAGAUAUCCACUCCGGUUGAGAAGAAGAAGCCUGAUUUUGUCGCCUCUCUUCUUUCCAAGCCUAACGGCCCAGGUGAGACCCAGGAGGCGCGCGACUUGCAUGAGAGACUGGCUGCCCUUCAUAUCACUCCUCUCUCGCUGCCGGUCAUUGCGCCCAAGCAGCAAAGGACCUCAAAGACCAACCAGAAGGCUACUAAAGCUGGCAAGAAGAAGUCCGUCGCUACGGAGAAGAAAGAGCCUGACUUUAUCGCCUCUCUUCUCCGCAAGCCCAACGGUUCGGGUGAGACCAAAGAAACUCGCGACUUUCACAACGACCUCGUGGCUAUGCAUGUAGCGCCACCCGAAGUUCCGGUCCCCAAACAACAGGAUAAGAAUAAGAAAGCCGAGAAGGCCAACAGGUAUAUUGAGACUUGGACCGCUGACCCUGAUGCCGUUGAUCCACUGUUUCGCAGCAUGGUGCCUCCCAUUACUGAGGAGCCUAUCUCUGCUGUUGAGGAGCUGAGUACAGAGGAUGCAACGCGCGACGAGCCGUCUGUCGUCAUCGCAACUCCUACCCAUGGGUUCUGGCAAACUGUUCUUUCCAAACCCCCUACCACCGACGAAGCCACCACCGUCGAGCAAACGGUAAUCAUCCCCGACUCAUCCUCGGAGUCCGACACCAUAGAAUCAUUCAGACCCUCCAGCCACUCCUCAACCCACUCCACCCCAUCCAUCCUUCGCGCAGCCUCAAAAGCACGCACAACCCUCCUCGGCCCCGUCUCCCUAGAAACCUUCAUCACCACCCUCGACUUCGAACUCUGGGACGGCACAACGACCAAAGAAGAUAUCUGCGAGGCCUUCGCCUCCCUUUCCAGCCACCUCACUCCUACAACCGUUGGUCUGGAUACCGCUAAGAUCCAGCGGAAGAUCAAGUUGGGUAGUACGUCACUAUACGCGUUUCUGCGCCAGAUCACGUUCAUGGAGGACGACGUGACGGUUGUGGGGGAGGUGAUGAGGGUGUUUAGGAAAGCGGCGGGGGAGCAGGUGACGGCGACGAAGCUGGAGGUUGCGCUGUGGCUUGCGGAGGAGACGGAUGAGGGCAGUCAGCGAGGCAGGCGGUCAAAGCGUUCUUCUCUGGCUGGUGGGGUUUAG